Messenger RNA from Vicia villosa (hairy vetch), 1876 nucleotides. RefSeq names its product phosphoserine aminotransferase 2, chloroplastic-like. Gene Ontology annotation, cellular component: chloroplast stroma; cytoplasm. Gene Ontology annotation, biological process: L-serine biosynthetic process. Gene Ontology annotation, molecular function: pyridoxal phosphate binding; O-phospho-L-serine:2-oxoglutarate transaminase activity. The coding region runs from base 115 to 1383 and encodes 422 amino acids. The record is from RefSeq and is a predicted model, not a curated record. The transcript has a single exon. NCBI's taxonomy places the organism in Eukaryota, Viridiplantae, Streptophyta, Magnoliopsida, Fabales, Fabaceae.
UGUACCCGGUACUAUGGGUCCGUCUUCGUAGCACUUCACUUUCACUAUAUAUAUACAUCCUUUUAGACAUUCUUCUUCUUCCCAAUCAUCUCCAUUUUCAACGUUACCAUCAUCAUGAGUAUAUCAAUGGCAACCUCACCUCACACUCGUCUCCUCCACAACACCACCAUCUUCAACCACCCCACCAAAAACAACAACAACAAGCUUCUCUCUUUCUCCUUCAAACCCAUCUGCGCCACCCAAUCCCACGCCACCCACCCUCCAUCUCUCCACACCCAACCCCAACAUGACCGCGUCUUCAACUUCGCCGCCGGCCCCGCCACCUUACCCGAAAACGUCCUCCUCAAAGCCCAAUCCGAGCUCUACAACUGGAACGGAUCCGGCAUGAGCGUCAUGGAAAUGAGUCACAGAGGCAAAGAGUUUCUCUCCAUAAUCCAAAAAGCCGAAUCAGAUCUACGUACCCUUUUACAGAUCCCAUCUGAUUACUCCGUCCUAUUCCUCCAAGGCGGCGCCACCACCCAAUUCGCCGCCUUGCCUUUAAACCUCUGCACCCCAAAGGACACCGUUGAUUACAUCGUUACCGGCUCCUGGGGUGACAAAGCAGUUAAGGAAGCACAAAAGUAUUGUAACCCCAAAGUAAUCUGGUCUGGGAAAUCCGAAAAGUAUACAAAAAUUCCGUCUUUUCAUGAUUUUCAACAAAACCCAGAUGCUAGAUAUUUGCAUAUAUGCGCAAAUGAAACUAUUCAUGGAGUUGAGUUUAAGGAUAGUAAUUACCCUAACCCUGAAAAUGCUACUGGGAUUUUGGUUGCUGAUAUGUCUUCAAAUUUCUGUUCAAAGCCUGUUGAUGUAUCUAAAUUUGGAGUUAUUUAUGCUGGGGCUCAGAAAAAUGUAGGACCCUCUGGUGUAACAAUUGUGAUCAUAAGAAAAGAUUUGAUUGGGAAUGCUCAAAGUUUUACUCCUGUGAUGCUUGAUUACAAGAUACAUGAUGAAAACAGUUCACUUUAUAACACUCCUCCUUGUUAUGGUAUUUACAUGUGUGGUUUGGUUUUUGAGGAUCUUUUGAAACAAGGUGGUUUGAAGGAGGUUGAGAAGAAUAACAAGAGGAAAGCUCAGAUUCUGUUUGAUGCUAUUGAUGAGAGUAAGGGGUUUUAUAGGUGUCCUGUGGAGAAAUCUGUGAGGUCUUUGAUGAAUGUGCCGUUUACUUUGGAGAAACAGGAAUUGGAGGGUGAGUUUGUUAAGGAAGCUGCUAAGGAAAAGAUGGUUCAACUUAAGGGACAUAGGUCUGUUGGUGGUAUGAGAGCUUCUAUAUAUAAUGCUAUGACGAUGGCUGGAGUUGAGAAGUUGGUUGCUUUCAUGAAAGAUUUUCAGGCCAAGCAUGCUUAGAUGAGGAUCUUAAUUCAUACUAUUAUGUCUAGAACAAACACUUGCAUUUACCAGCUUUUUGUGUUUGUUUUUUUCUGCUGAUUAAAAUAGGUCUUUGUCCCUUUUUUUUUUUUGGUCUUUUUCUUAUGGUUUCUUUGGUUUUUUUACCUUGUCUAUGCCAUGUUUUGAUAUUCAAAUCGGGUUGGGUUGAACUAGUGUUUUCAUUAUCUACACAAGUUUGUAUGGAUUUGAAGUAUUAUGGUAAAUUAUGUACAAACUGCAAAUACCUUGAUGUAUACUAGAAAAGAGUCCGAGGAAAGGAAUAGUUCUUGUGGAUAAAUAAACAUGGUGCAAGUUGUGAUUCUGUUGAUUGUGGCACCCAGGUUCUUGGUGUGUAGAUGUUUUAAUAGACUCAUGUAUCAUUGAAAACCAUGUAUCAGUUCUUAUUCUGGUUGUGGCAAGUUGUUUAUUGAAACAAUCAGAACUUUCAAUGAUGGACUUGAUUUUGUUUACA